UAUGCCUGCGUGAACGUGAAACCUGGUGAGGGCGCUGUUCUAGUGGAGCCACCACCAUCAGACAGGUUGCUAGGUAAACGCGCAGGGCAAAAGCGGCAGCCAGGUCAGAGCAGGUGGAAAGAAGGAAGAAAGGAAGCUUGCGCGCGGGAGGCGACCGCAGGAGAGGAAUGCGCUCCGCUUGAGUCAACUCUUUUCCUCGACUUUGUACAAAGGAGGGUCUGUCUGCAGGUAGAUAACUGUGCGCAGGUGGGGAGGAAGCUUUUCCCACAACAGGAAUCCACCUGCUCGAUCGAUGCUUCCCACUUUGCUUCGACCACCUGGAAGCAGCUGAAUCCACAGUUGCAGCAGGUGCUUAGUGGAGACGAUCCACGCUCUCUCUCAGAGGAAGUUGGCCUCAAAUGGAUCCGAGCUGAUGCCCCCGCAGACAUGGCAGCCCCCCGGGAUGUGGUGGCCCCACCUGGAGUCGUUUUUGGGAGCGUUUUGCUGCUCGGUAUUGGCAUCAGCCGCGUAUGGGGGACUUUAACCACAAUCAAACCAAGGGCAGAAGAAAAUAGAUCUAAUAGCACUGCGGGACCCAAUAUUGCAGCUAUUGUGGCCCCGACAGUCACUCUGGGCGUUCUGGCCAUAGUUCUGGGUGUUUUGGGUUGGUUAUUCUUCGUGGUGAAAAAGAAGAGACAGACUGAGGGGACGUACAGACCCAGUGCUGAGGAGCAGUCCGGUGCCUGCAGUGUGGCCGCACCAGAUGCUCUCAAGUUACCAAAAGAGGAAAGACUCAUUUAAGCUUUGUGCUAAAUCAUCAAACGGCCAUUGUGGUUGAGUUUGUUUGCUUGGACUGGUGACUUCUGAUCAUUUGAUGAUUCUACUUCAUCCAGCGCUCCAUGCAGUGAGGCGUAAAAAACUGACAAUGCGUCGAUGGACAAACAAGGAGCGAACUAUGAUGCGUUUUCCUGCCACUCCAUUUCAACAAGCACUGAAUUGUUCCUGCCUGGUACUGGAUGGAUCUUUUGUGGAGAAGGCCUGAAUGUCAUCUGUGCUAUGCGGAAACAGGAGCUCCAGUAUUUUAAAACCACUAAGAGGAGUAGUGUAGAUUUUUAUUAAAAUACAAUUCACCACAUAAACUAUAGCUGAUAAAAAUGUAGAUUUUUACUGAAGAAAUCUGUUUGAAAUAUUUACCUCAUUUUUUCCCUUUAAUUUCAGUCUUUUUUAUUUAACAAAGGACAUAAAUGCACAGUUAUUAUUAUUGUUUUUUUUUUCUUUCUUUACUAAUGCACCAGAAAAAAAAACCCCACAAUCAAUACAGGUAGUGCUGAUUUGGAGUGACCUGCUGUAAUAAAAAUGAAAUUUCACACGGAAAUUACACAAAGCAAUAUGCAAUCAAAUGUUUUCACCUUUAGGUAUUUUUUAAGUCACAUUGCAGGAACGUUACAUUAAAAUAUUUGUUAUAUUCAAGCA
This is a messenger RNA of Oryzias latipes (Japanese medaka), 1452 nucleotides long. RefSeq names its product crumbs homolog 3a (gene crb3a). NCBI's taxonomy places the organism in Eukaryota, Metazoa, Chordata, Actinopteri, Beloniformes, Adrianichthyidae. The record is from RefSeq and is a predicted model, not a curated record.